Rotaria sp. Silwood1 is the source of this 1947-nucleotide messenger RNA. The record is from the annotation of a GenBank genome assembly. NCBI's taxonomy places the organism in Eukaryota, Metazoa, Rotifera, Eurotatoria, Philodinida, Philodinidae.
AUGCAAGAUAAAGAUCUUGAUUAUGAACCACCUUAUGAUCCUUCCAUUGAUGAAGAAAAGUUGAAAGAACAAAUAGCAGCUUUGAACAGUUUUCUUGCUGCUUGUAGCAGUAAAAGAAAAGUCCAUGUGACAACGUCUUAUAAGGAUUUGUCACAUCGUGUCAAGUUGAGAUAUAUUGGUAUAGCCAAAUUUAUAUUCAAAUCAGUUACAUCUGUGCUAGCACAGAAUGAUGCUGAUAUCUACAUGCAGGACACAAUCGAUGAUCUGAAUAAUGAAGAGUCCAAUAUUGUUUUAGACGGAAAUUUUCGUCAAAUAAUGAGUGGCGUUUCAGAAGCAUAUCAUAAUUCUGAAUCUUGGCAAUCAAGACGAGAGAUUCUCUCAAUUGUUGCACCGAAAAUAACGUUAAAACUCAUUCAGUUAUUCAUACCAGGUUUAACUAGUGGCAGAUUUACUGCAGCACGUUUGCAUGCUAAAAAAUAUAGUCUCGGUUCCAGAGUUGAAGAAACAACAAAAGUUGUCCAACGGUUUGAUGAUCAUCAAGUCGCUCACUUUCUUGAUUUUAUUAUUUCACCUCAUGUGUGCACAGAUAUGCCCUUUGGUGAAAAAGUGUUGAAGUUAUCGUCUGGAAUUGAACUUUUCAUUCCAAACACGAUAAGAAAUAUGGGACCGACUCGUAUUAUCGAUCAGUAUCUUCUUUAUUGUGAAGAGAUGUGUUCAGAUUUUGAACCACUUGGCAAAAGUAGUCUGUUUACUAUUCUCGAUGCUUGUAAAGCGUCAACAAGAAAGUCUUUACAAGGUAUAAAUUACUUUGCAGCUGAAGCUGGAGAGGCAUUUGACGGCAUACGAAAAAUGAUUGAAGAUAAAGUCGCACUACAUAAUGAUAGUGCUCGACUUAUUGAGAAUUUGAAACGUGCUCGAUUUUAUUUAAAAUCUGAUUAUAAAGUGCACGUAGCGAGAUCGAGCAAUAUUGCUGAUCAUUGUUGCGUUUAUGCGUUGAGCGAUCCAGAAAAACGUGAUUUUGCUCAAGAUUGUGAUCAUGAGCACAAUGAAUCCUGUGCUGAAUGCUCAAAUCUAACGAGAACUCUAAAUGAAAUUGAACGACUUCUAGAAGAAACAGAAGAGGACGAAGAACUAUUACAUCGAACUUUAAAAAAGUUUCGGUCAUAUCGUGAAGCUAUUGAAGCAUGGAAGGCUCAUUUAUUAAGAUCCAUUAAUCAAGAUUUAUGUCGAGAAAAUUUACUCGAUAAACUAUCUAACGAUGAGAUUUAUCUCAAUCUUGAUUGGGCCAUGAAGUUUCUUCCUAUUAAAAGUCGAGAGCCACAAUCAGAAUUUUUUGGUAAACGAGGCAUCAGUUGGCAUAUUACUGUUGUAAUGAAAAAUGAUGCAAGUGCUGAAGACGAGAAUAGCAUAUUCGAUGAAGACACUGAUGUCUUAGACGAUAGUCAGCAAAUCAGUGAGCACGAAAUGACUGAUCUGUCUGGAGAAAACAACGAUGACAAUGGUGUCAUUGAUAAGAAAAAGAAACAUUCUUUUAAAUAUAAAGUUUUUGUACAUGUUUUUGAUCAGUGUACACAGGAUAGUGACACAAUCGUUGCUAUCUUGAAUGACGUUUUAUGCCGCGUCAAAGAAACUGAUCCACAGAUAAAAAAUGCAUUUAUCCGAUCAGAUAACGCAGGUUGUUAUCAUUCGGCAAACACACUUGUGUCAGCCAAGCAUAUAUCUGAAAAGACUGGUAUAGCAAUCAAGCGAAUUGAUUUUGGUGAUCCACAGGCCAAUAAAGGUUCUAGUGAUCGUUUUGCUGCCGUACUUAAGUCACAUAAUCGUAGAUAUACGAAUGAAAAUCACAAUGUGACAACUGCUUCUGAGUUUGUCGAAGCAUGUCACUCAUACAAAGGGGUCAAAGGUGCUUUUGCACUUGACUGCCGAAUUGAAAAUAAUGAAUUUUAA